Micropterus salmoides (largemouth bass) is the source of this 2790-nucleotide messenger RNA. RefSeq names its product solute carrier family 35 member E2A-like. The record is from RefSeq and is a predicted model, not a curated record. The transcript has 9 exons. Gene Ontology annotation, cellular component: Golgi apparatus. The coding region runs from base 347 to 1495 and encodes 382 amino acids. Gene Ontology annotation, molecular function: antiporter activity. Lineage: Eukaryota; Metazoa; Chordata; Actinopteri; Centrarchiformes; Centrarchidae.
GGUGGGCGCGGCUUGAGGUGAAACAGAUCGCAGCCGGAAAAACCGCUAUCAGCUAGCUAAUGUUAGAGCGCUACUUCCUCUUUCCAAAGCAGUCGUUGCUGACUCGUUUUGCUGCUGGGUUUGCAGUAAUAGAAGCAUCCGAUUCAAUGAGAACUUCUGCAGCAGAGGACAGGGGACACUCCCAGCAUUCACAGCAAGACUGAGAGAUUAAUCAGUUGCUGGACCAAUCACAAGAUGGACUAACCAUCAACACUCUCAUCGACCCCCCUCCCCUCCCCUGCCCCCUCCCCCCGACCCCUUAUCCCCCACCUGUUGGGCCUUUGGGGGCUGUCAGACAGCAGGCGCGAUGCCAGGCGGCCCACUAUGGCGCUUCGUGUCACCUUUCAGCACCCGCCAGGAGCGAGUGGUGCUGGCUCGCAGCGAGAGCCUGCCAGGAGAGCAGGUGCUAAAGAUCACAGUCACAGAGACUACAGUGAUCGAGGCGGAGUCAGGGGUGUGGAAUUGGCGCUCCAUGACCUACCUGAGCCUCUGGUACUUCUUCAGCUUCUGCACGUUGUUCCUCAACAAGUACAUCCUGUCACUGCUGGAGGGGGAGCCCAGCAUGCUGGGUGCUGUUCAGAUGCUCUCCACCACCGUCAUAGGCUUCCUAAAGAUGUUUGUGCCCUGUUGCCUGUACCAGCACAAGUCUAGAACCGAGUACCCCCCCAACUUCAUCAUGAUCAUGCUGUUUGUUGGACUCAUGAGGUUCACCACAGUGGUUCUGGGCUUGGUGAGCCUGAAGAAUGUGGCGGUGUCUUUUGCAGAGACAGUGAAGAGCUCAGCACCCAUCUUCACUGUCAUCAUGUCCAGGCUGAUCCUUGGGGAGUACACAGGCCUGUGGGUGAACCUGUCCCUGUUCCCUGUCAUGGCCGGCUUGGCUCUCUGCACAGCCACGGAGAUCAGCUUCAACAUGCUCGGCUUCUCCGCCGCUCUCUCCACCAACAUCAUGGACUGUUUGCAGAACGUGUUCUCCAAAAAACUGCUAAGUGGAGACACAUACAGGUUCAGCCCUCCAGAACUGCAGUUCUAUACCAGUGCAGCAGCAGUCAUCAUGCUUAUACCUGCCUGGGUGUUCCUCUUGGACAUCCCAUUGAUUGGGAAGAGUGGGCGGAGCUUCAUCUGGAGUCAAGACAUUAUCUUGUUGCUGAUUUUCGACGGCACCCUGUUCCACCUGCAGAGUGUCACUGCCUAUGCUCUCAUGGGACGGAUUUCCCCAGUUACCUUCAGUGUUGCCAGUACUGUCAAACACGCCCUGUCUGUUUGGCUGAGCAUCAUUGUGUUCAGUAACCAGAUCACUGUCCUCAGUGCCACUGGUACUGUCCUUGUGUUCAUCGGGGUCUUCUUGUACAACAAGUCCAGGCAGAUCCAGAGGCAAACUUUACAAGCCACGGCUGCUGAGCAGAAUCACAAACCUCUAUUGCAGGACCAGAACUUCCAAGCCUCACAGUCUCAGUGAGGACCCAGCCUUUAAGACUAACAUGCUGCCUGAAAAUGGGAUUAAGGUAUUAACAAUAUUCAGUUUGUCUUACUUUGACUGUACAGACUGGAUGACUUGAUAUUUGUUCUUCACCUUGCCCACAUUCCAGUUAAACAGGACGCAUGUUUUUCCAUGUUCCAUUUAGUGUCACUGUCGUGUCUUAAAGCUUAAAGUAAACUUUGGUGACUGGCUUGGUAAAUGUCUGUGUCUGUUUGACUCAGCCGUCACUAGUCCUGUGGAACGGUAUAUAAAGUAUGGCCCUAACCUUACAUUCUUUAAACAUCCAUGAUCCUUUUAUUUGUCUUAUAUCUGUCAAUAAAAAUGCAAGCUCAGGGCGUCCUUCAGCUUUUUGAAGGAAGUGACUUCUGUAAGCUUUUGCAGUAGCAUUCCAGAGUGUGCUGGUUUAUCUGUCAUCUGUGGUGCAGCAGCUGCUGAAUGUACGCUAUUGUGAAUAUCUGUAAAGCAUGAAAGCUGUAAGAUUGUUUUAUUUUGUGACAGUGUUCACUGUAUCAUACAAUGUAAAUUUUAUCUUGAUUGCAUCUGAAUAUAAGAUGUGAAUAGGGCACCGGUGCCUGAGACGGGAGCCCUUUGGAGGCACAUUUUUAAACAAUGUGUGGAAGCCACAUACUGCAUUCUAGGAAUGCUCAUCCUCUAUCAUGAGCUGCAAGUGUAUGUAGGGGUUUAUGUUUGUGCAUUUUCUUAUUGAUUUACUUUGGUAAUUGAUUCCCCCCCAAUGCAUUCAGGCAAAGGGCCUUAGAGAAUGAAUGGAUCGAUGAGCUUUUGUAUAUUACACGUUUGUAAUCUAAUAAGAAAAAUGACUUUUUGAAAGUUAGGUUUUAUUUUCGUAGCUCAACCCAUCUGUCAGAUGAUCAAACAGGCUUUAAACACACCAAACAAAGUAAACAUAAAAUAAGAAGGCAAACUGUAGAAUGAAUACACAACCUGUGGUAAACAUCCAACAGUUUACAACACUUCCUGGUUCAUCUUUCACCUACAAUUCUUAUCAUAGUUGUUCGCAUGUUGUUUUCUUGCACAAUGAGGAAUUAUUAGCAACAUUACACAUGAGCUCACUCAUGGUUCUUAUGGGAAUGUAUGUGGCAUAGCGGUCUGCUUGUUGCUUUUGUUUCUUGCCCCGUUGGAUUUUUUUUAUCAGUGUCGCCAUGUUCCAAGAUCUCAGGUGAAGUUUUCCUUUAAACAAAAAAGCUUUAUACCACAUGCAUCAAACCCUUGUUCAUUUAUACUUGUAGGAUUAAAUGUAAAAGCUAUGCCUGUGA